CCCUGUUUACCCCAGAAACCUGAACUGUGGACAGACAGAAGAGGAGAGAGAGAGAGAAAAUUCAGACACAAUAAAACUCUGAGGGGAAAAAUAUGUGGAAGGAGGAGGCAACAGCGGCCUGGGGAAGGGAUUGAAAAGUUUCCCCUGGCUUAACUUCUCCCCCCCUGCAGCAGCAGAAGCAGCGCCAGCAGCACAAGCUGACCAGGUGAACAGGUCAUGGCACGCCUAACGAAGAGACGACAGGCAGACACAAAGGCUAUCCAGCAUCUUUGGGCAGCUAUAGAAAUAAUCCGGAACCAGAAGCAAAUUGCUAACAUUGACCGCAUUACAAAGUAUAUGUCUCGAGUCCAUGGUAUGCAUCCAAAAGAAACCACACGUCAGCUGAGUUUAGCAGUCAAGGAUGGUCUCAUUGUGGAAACCCUGACCGUGGGGUGUAAAGGGUCAAAAGCUGGUAUUGAGCAAGAAGGAUAUUGGUUGCCAGGAGAUGAGAUUGCCUACGGUAUGCAGCCUUUUUCCCAGACAGCAGCAAAAAACAAGGACUGGGAAACAGAAAAUCAUGACUGGUAUUGUUUUGAAUGCCAUUUGCCUGGAGAGGUGUUGAUAUGUGACCUGUGUUUUCGUGUGUAUCAUUCCAAGUGUUUGUCUGAUGAGUUCAGGCUUAGAGACAGCAGUAGUCACUGGCAGUGCCCAGUUUGCAGGAGUAUCAAGAAGAAAAACACAAGUAAACAAGAGAUGAGCACAUACCUGCGGUUCAUCGUGUCCCGCAUGAAGGAGCGGGCUAUAGAUCUAAACAAGAAAGGGAAGGACAACAAACACCCAAUGUAUCGAAGGCUGGUGCACUCAGCUGUUGAUGUUCCUACUAUACAGGAGAAAGUAAAUGAAGGAAAGUACAGGAGUUAUGAGGAGUUCAAAGCAGAUGCUCAACUGCUUCUACACAACACAGUGAUUUUCUAUGGAGCGGACAGUGAACAAGCUGAUAUAGCAAGGAUGCUUUACAAAGACACCUGCCAUGAACUGGAUGAACUGCAGCUUUGCAAGAACUGUUUCUAUUUGUCAAAUGCGCGACCUGACAAUUGGUUCUGCUAUCCUUGUAUACCUAAUCAUGAGUUGGUUUGGGCCAAAAUGAAAGGCUUUGGGUUUUGGCCAGCCAAAGUCAUGCAGAAAGAGGACAAUCAAGUUGAUGUUCGCUUUUUUGGCCAUCACCACCAAAGGGCCUGGAUCCCCUCUGAAAACAUUCAAGACAUCACAGUUAACAUCCACCGGCUGCACGUGAAACGCAGUAUGGGAUGGAAGAAGGCCUGUGAUGAACUGGAGCUGCACCAGCGUUUUCUUCGUGAGGGGAGAUUCUGGAAAUCAAAGAAUGAGGACAAAGGGGAAGAGGAGGCAGAGUCAAGUAUCUCUUCCACUAGCAAUGAGCAACUGAAGGUUACUCAGGAACCAAGAGCAAAGAAAGGACGACGUAACCAGAGUAUGGAACUCAAGAAAGAAGAGCCAGAACCUGAAACUGAAGCAGUAAGUUCAAGCCAGGAAAUUCCCACAAUGCCUCAGCCCAUUGAAAAAGUUUCAGUCUCAACUCAGACCAAGAAGUUAAGUGCCUCUUCUCCAAAAAUGCUGCAUCGGAGCACCCAGACCAGUAAUGAUGGAGUGUGUCAGAACAUGUGCCAUGACAAAUACACCAAAAUCUUUAAUGAUUUCAAGGACAGGAUGAAAGCUGAUCACAAAAGAGAAACUGAGAGAGUUGUGCGAGAGGCAGUGGAAAAGCUGCGUACAGAGAUGGAAGAAGAGAAAAGGCAGGCUGUAAACAAAGCUGUGGCCAAUGCACAAGGAGAGAUGGACAGAAAAUGUAAGCAGGUAAAGGAGAAGUGCAAAGAAGAAUUUUUAGAAGAAAUAAAGAAACUAGCAGGUCAGCACAAGCAACUGAUUUCGCAGACCAAGAAGAAGCAGUGGUGCUACAACUGUGAAGAGGAGGCCAUGUACCACUGCUGCUGGAACACUUCCUACUGCUCCAUCAAGUGUCAGCAGGAGCACUGGCAUGCUGAACACAAACGUACCUGCCGCAGGAAAAGAUGAAAGAGUUACUCCUCCCCUAGAGCACCACCCCAAUGAUUGCUAUUCUCAGACAGAGCGGUUUUUGUUUCCAAAAAAAAAAAAAAAAAAAGCCAAAAUUGUUUAGAAUUUGCUUCCCAUUUUGCACCAGCCUUUAAACACUUUUCUUAGAAGAAAUUUUGCACAGUUAUUUCAGUCUUCUGUUAAAAAUGCUCCUCCAAAAUUUUGUCGGCAAAAUGAAUUGAAUAUCUGUUGGAGCAGGUUACUUCAAAUAAUUUUAAACUAGAGGAUUUGUUGCAUUUUCAGCAAAUUUUAAGACAUUUUUAGGUUUUACAGAGAUUUUAAUCUUUAAAAACAGCAGAUCUAAAAACAGAAAAAAUGAUGCAAGUUUAACAAAAGUUUAACAUGUUUAAAAAACAUUUAAAAACUAGUUCUGAAUGUAAGAAGUACAGAACUGUUUCAGAAAAACGAAGCAUACUACCUUGAUGUAACAUUUAUUUCUUAACCUUGUUGAGCUGGUUUUGUUCAGCUUAAUUUUACUGUUUAAAGGCAUUAUCUAUUGGUUAUACCAGUGGGUACAUGAUUGAAUUUAGGGAACAGGGUUGACACAGCAGGUGCUAGUCCUGCAUAUUUUUUCUUAAAUAUUUCCCAACUGUGUUUUAUUUUCAUUAUUUCUUUUCAAUAUAUAACUUUUAUAACAAAAUAUUAGCUUUGAUCUUGUAGUUUAAAAUCACAGGGAACUGGGGUAAUCUUUUACUGAGCUGGAUCUUAGAGAAAAAUGAAUAUUUAAAUUUUGAAGUUUGCACAUUUCGUCUUUGUUCUAACAUGAGUGCUUAUAACAAGAAUAAGAAAAGCCAAAAAAAAAAAAAAAAAACAA
Molecule: messenger RNA, 2923 nt
Organism: Vidua chalybeata
Lineage: Eukaryota; Metazoa; Chordata; Aves; Passeriformes; Viduidae
Gene: ZMYND11
Product: zinc finger MYND-type containing 11
Exons: 16
Coding region: 217-2070 (617 amino acids)
Biological process (GO): regulation of transcription elongation by RNA polymerase II
Molecular function (GO): protein binding; transcription corepressor activity; DNA binding
Source: RefSeq, a predicted model, not a curated record